This is a messenger RNA of Cucumis melo (muskmelon), 838 nucleotides long. RefSeq names its product pistil-specific extensin-like protein. The transcript is spliced from 2 exons. The record is from RefSeq and is a predicted model, not a curated record. Lineage: Eukaryota; Viridiplantae; Streptophyta; Magnoliopsida; Cucurbitales; Cucurbitaceae. The coding region runs from base 219 to 719 and encodes 166 amino acids.
AAAUAUUUAAACCUAUAUUCUUCACCCUUCAAUGUUGCAUCUCCUUGCCUUUGACUUUCGACCAGAUAAUCAAUGGAGCUUCGCUCGAAGCUCCAAUGGUGGAACGCACGUCUCCAAGUAGUGCAUCUCCACUUCCUUCUUCCUUCUCCUUCUCUAUAUGAACCUCCGCAACCCUGCCCCAUCCACACACUGGCAUUUACAGAGACAAAAAGCUCAAAAUGGGACCUUUAUUGCGCCUCACAAUGGCAGCUUCACUUUUAAUCGGCUGCAUCAACAUUGUAGCAGGCGGCGACGUCAUUCAUAUCGGUGGAAAAGUUCUCUGCCAGGACUGCACUCAGGGCUGGAACGAGUGGAUCAACGGAAAGCCUCUUAAAGAUUGUAAGGUAUCUGUAACGUGUUUGGAUGAGAGAAGCAGAGUGAUGCAUUAUGCGAGCGAUCUGACGGACGAAUUAGGGCAAUUUGAUAUCACAAUCAACAAGUUUAUCAACGGCAAGAAAUUGAAUCCGAAGAAAUGCUCGGUGCGGCUUGUUUCGUCUCCGGAUCUUGCGUGCAACGUCAUGACCGAUUUCGCCGGUGGUCGCUCCGGCGUUCAACUCCGGGGACCGAGCUUAGUGUAUCGCGAUCUUGUCAAGUAUGUCCUCGGACCAUUUUACUUCACUUCGCCUAUGUGCGAGGAACCUGAUACAAGUGGUUCCGAUGAUAACGACGGGAAAUAUUAGUGAAAGUCAUCGUCUUUUUCGAAAUUUUCUUUUUGUGAGAUUCAAUUCGAAGUUGCUGUUACUAUUGAUCUUGUGAAUGAAUGAAAAUAUGGUUAUGAUCUUAUGAUUGAAUUACCAAA